Molecule: messenger RNA, 538 nt
Organism: Daphnia pulex (common water flea)
Lineage: Eukaryota; Metazoa; Arthropoda; Branchiopoda; Diplostraca; Daphniidae
Product: trafficking protein particle complex subunit 2-like protein
Exons: 5
Coding region: 83-511 (142 amino acids)
Biological process (GO): endoplasmic reticulum to Golgi vesicle-mediated transport
Cellular component (GO): TRAPP complex; cytoplasm; nucleus
Source: RefSeq, a predicted model, not a curated record
GUUUUGUUGAUGUUAAAGACGUCUGUCAAAAGUUGUUUUCCUUUUUUACUUUAGCUACAGCCAAAAAACCUUGAUUUAAAAAAUGGCAGUUUGUAUAGGAUUCAUUGGAAAAGAGAAUUCACCGUUGUUCCUUCGAUGUAUCAACCCAUCACAAGAACUGCAGUUUCAUUACAUUAUGCAUACGUGCAUCGAUUUCGUGGAGGAAAAAAUUAUCCAAAGCAACAAGUCUGGAAGUGAUGUUCGAGAACUUUAUCUUGGCCUGCUCUAUUCCAGUGAAGAAGUCAAAGCGUAUGGCUUUGUCACCAAUACCAAGGUUAAAAUUGUAAUCAUAAUUGACUCCACAAAUUCUCUGUUAAGAGAUAAUGAAAUUCGAGCAAUUUUCAGAAAACUACACAACGCGUAUACCGAAUUAGUCUGCAACCCCUUCUACACACCGGGAGACCCCAUUACAGCCAAGUCGUUUAGUAUACUGGUCGACGAGCUGCUGGCGUCAUCAUCCUCAUCUAGCUAAGAUAUAAAUAAAUUCUUUGUCCUGUAA